AUGAGCUCCUCGCCGGUGGCCACCGCCGCUGCGUCGGCAGCCGUGGUGGCGCUGGCCGUCGCCAACCGCGUGCUCUACAAGCUCGCGCUCGUGCCGCUCAAGGCGUACCCCUUCUUCCUCGCCCAGCUCACCACCUUCGGAUACGUCGCCGUGUACUUCUCGAUACUCUACGCGAGGUGCCGCUCGGGGGUGGUGACUAGAGACAUGCUGGCGCUCCCCAAGCACCGGUUCGUCGCGAUCGGUUUGCUGGAGGCACUUGGAGUCGCUUCUGGCAUGUCUGCUGGAGCUAUGCUACCAGGGCCUGCUAUUCCUAUACUGUCCCAGUCAUUCUUGGUGUGGCAGCUUACCUUCUCUGCCCUGCUUUUAGGGAGGACGUAUUCAGCCAGACAAAUCAUUGGUUGCUUCCUAGUAAUUUCUGGUGUGAUUCUUGCUGUUGCAAGUGGAGGGAAUGAGGGCCAUCUUCUUUCAGAAGUCAAGUUAAUUUGGCCAGCGUUGAUGGUGGCUUCGUCAGCAUUUCAAGCUGGUGCAUCUAUUCUGAAGGAAGCAGUUUUCAUUGAUGGUGCAAAACGUCUUAAGGGGAAGCGGCCAGACAUCUUUGUGGUCAAUUCAUUUGGAUCUGGAUUUCAGGCUCUUUUUGUCUUUCUGCUUCUUCCAUUCCUUUCUAAUUUGAGGGGAAUUAAGUUUGCUGAGCUUCCUGCUUAUUUAAAUGGUGGUGCUGGAGUGCUUCUUAAAUGUUGCAGAAAGUCCAAUUG
Messenger RNA from Miscanthus lutarioriparius, 752 nucleotides. NCBI's taxonomy places the organism in Eukaryota, Viridiplantae, Streptophyta, Magnoliopsida, Poales, Poaceae. The record is from the annotation of a GenBank genome assembly.